Lytechinus pictus (painted urchin) is the source of this 5154-nucleotide messenger RNA. RefSeq names its product E3 ubiquitin-protein ligase TRIM33-like. The transcript has a single exon. Gene Ontology annotation, biological process: protein monoubiquitination. Gene Ontology annotation, molecular function: zinc ion binding; ubiquitin protein ligase activity. NCBI's taxonomy places the organism in Eukaryota, Metazoa, Echinodermata, Echinoidea, Temnopleuroida, Toxopneustidae. The coding region runs from base 1319 to 3328 and encodes 669 amino acids. The record is from RefSeq and is a predicted model, not a curated record.
GAAUCGAAAGUGCGUCGGACCUGAAAAGAAGUAACGGUGAUUGUUGAUCUAUUCUUUUAUCAGGGUUGAUCGAGCUAUUAGUGACGUUGAUCCAGCCGUUAUCAUCGUUGAUCCUUACCGUGUGUAAUGAUUUCAUUAUAGAAUUUGAUGGACUUUAUCAUAAACCUGUCAUCACUGUUCCAUAGAUUUGCAUCGGGUUUGAAGUCACGGUAAAAUCACAAGAUAUCAAUGCGAUCUUCAUGAAGAUUAAUUGAACUUUUGUCACCUGCCAAGAAUCAUGCACUUCUUCUGACUGCGACCAUAAUUGAUCAUCAACCUGUCACUGAUCACCGCAUGCCUGACUUCCUUUUUAAAAAAAUCAAAGAAAACAAGUCAGGUUCCCUGAAAAGAACCGUCAGUAGUUUUUAGUUGCUAUUUUGUCUCUUUCUAAAGAGAAAUUUAGGUUUCACUGCCAGUAGUCAUUUUUUUAAAACCAAUCUUGAGCGUGCAUAGGAUCAUCGAAUUUCAUCACAGCUUCCAAAUCGUAUUUUACUAUUUUGGACACGAGUCCGCCCGGAAGAAGAUUGGCGUGGGAUUUGUAGCAAUCAUCACACCUUGAGAUAGUUAGUCUGAGUAAUUAAACGUUUGACUCAAGCAACAAGAUUAAUGACCAAUAAAUAAGCAUGUUUAUGUGGGUGAGCGUGGGACGAGCUCUGACGUCACAAUAAGCUCGGUGAGAGACUGGGCAUGCAGAGCAAAACGGUCAGAUAAAAAUCAUUGUGACGUCUGAACAGUUGAAGUAGAUAUCGAAAGGUGAACGUCGUGCACACUCGGACCCAAGGAAACUACUUCAUUUGAAAGCUACCCUGGAUGCAAUAAUUCAGCUAUUGAUAGUGAAGCUAAGAUAUAAAAAUAGAAUGCUGUUGAAAACAUUUUGAGCGGCCGCAACUGCCAGAUACCUGACUUUGUGUCUUGCUGCGACAGUUAACUUUAAAUAUGAUGACAUUUGAAAAGUUUUUCAUUACUCAGAAAGAGACCGCUAUGAGAGGCGAGGUUUGAGGGAUACAUCUGACUGCGGUCACGAGACUUUUUAAUACCUAAGCAAACGCAGUUAACCUAUCUGUUCACUGUGAUGUAGAUCAGUUUUUACAGUUUUCGACAAGUUGGUCUCUAUUUAGAAGUCAAAAAUAAUAUUUGCGCGUAAUUGUGUUCUUUUCGUCAACAACCUGUUUCAUCGUCACCGGUGAGUUAGGGGAACAGUUGUCUCUAAAUGGUGCUAACAUCGAAUAUUUUCAUAGUAACAUUUUAAACUUCACCAUAUAAUUUGUAAACAGUCAAGAUGAACCGGUCAAUAAAGUCUUUGCAUCCAUUCGACGAAGAGUUGGAGUGCGUGAUCUGCACAGGUCGUCUGUUAAAUGCUAAGUUUCUUCAAUGUCUUCACAGUUUCUGCGCUGAAUGCCUUGAGAGAUGUGUGACGGUUAGAGGAAACUUAGAAGGUACCUGCCGCCUCCGAUCUAUCUCAUGCCCUCUCUGUCGCGAGGAAACCAUCAUACCCGAUGCAGGAAUCAACGGAUUGAAGCCAAAUAAGCUAGCAAAUAAGGUUGUCCAGGCAUUGGAAGGCAACGACCAUUGUGCUAAAUUGAUGGAUUCUGAAUUAUGUUGCGAAUCGUGCCGUAACAAGACGUGUUCUCGAGCAGUUGCUUAUUGUCAGGAUUGUCGACAUUUUAUCUGUCGUGAUUGUGUGGGUUCGCAUUCUUCCAUGAAACAGAUACUGAGUGGACAUCGUAUCAAACCUCUGAGUGAUCUUCGCAGGAGCCUGGUAAAAACAAGGAAUGGAUACAAAGAUGCCAACAACGGAAAAACAUGCUACCAGCACAAUGGUCAGUCAAAGACACACUUUUGUGAGACAUGUUCGAUGCUUGUAUGUGUCCGUUGCAUAGGAGAUACCCAUCCUGAACCGCAUCAUACAUGUGUUGAGGCGAAGGACGCAGUAAAAACACGGUUGCGCAGCAUUCAAGAGCUUGUCGAACAAGGCCAUGAUAAGCAAAAGGAAGUUGCAGAAGCGUUACGCACGAUAGAUCGUCAACGCAAUGAGGCACGUCGAAACGUUCGCCGCUUGCAGCAAGAGAUAAAUGAUGCAGCUGACGCUGCGGUUGAAAAUGCUUUAAAAAGCAUUGACUUUCAGAGAUUGACACUUCUUAAAGAAACAGACAGAUUAGACGAGUUCCUGACCGGGAAGUAUGAUGAAAUGGAAGCGGCGAGGCUUGGUGUGGGAUCUCUUUUGUCUAAUGCUAGAAGCUUCGGUGUAAAACUAAUGAAGAACCCAAGUGUAAAUGUUCUUUUGACCUUUGAUAAACUAAACACGACCUUGCAGAAUCUGGUUUCUGAACAAUGGGACAAAGCUUCAGUAGACUACAUCCACGGUAUAACUACGAACGUUAGGUUUGAAUCGCAGGAGAAUUCACAAUGGGUGUCGGUAGGUACGCUUGUCGAUCCAAACCAGUGGUCACUCUCUCGGAGUAUUCCUAUUCCCGACUCUAAGUCUGGUGAGGUCUCAUCGAUGUCGUAUUGUUCCGAUGGGUCACUGUUCCUAGCCCAUUUCAACGGCAUCGUCGAGGAAAUGACCGUCGACGGUAAACUCAGUCUCGUCCUCAUUUCAAGCUCCGACAUCCGCGAUAUGGCAGUCCUCUCUGACCGCACGAUCGUCAUCCUUGAUGGGACAUGGCAGAUAGCAGUAUAUGACCCAACCGGAAAAAAAUCCCGCAUGAUCCAUCCGUUAAACGGUAGCACCGGCUUCACUUGCCUUACUGCAGACACAAAUGACAUGAUUUUCGCCGGGGAAUUCCAUCGGGAUACCAUAUCCGUCUUCGAAAAAGACGGUAACCACGUUGAAUCGAUACCUGCCGGUGGUAUCACACCUUAUCGUAUCGUUGUCGCGAACUCUGGUCAGAUCAUCCUCUCACAUAGCCCAGCUUCCGUAUCCAUCUUGAAUCGAGAUGGCGUCACCCAGUGUACAAUCCAUCGGAAGCAAUGGCAGUAUGCUCUCGUCUGCUGUGACACGAAAGAAAAUAUAUACAUCCUCUCCGGUAGCCGUGACGAAAAGAAACUCAUCUCUGUGCACAAAUAUACAGUGGAGGGUUUCAUUGUCGAAUGCGUUGUCAGACACAUUGAGGUCGAUGUGGGCUCAUGGCAUCCAAGAAUUGAUUGUACACCUGAUGGUAAUCUGGUGUUGGUCACCAAAUCCAAAGUCGAUAUCUAUAGCACAAGAUCUGUGAUUGAACGGGAAAGGAAAGAAAUAGAAGAAGACUCUCAAACAGAUGAGAUGCAAGAGGAAAUUUGUCCGUCCUGAAUUGUUUUUCUUCUUUCCAACUUUGUUGUUGAAAUAUCGUCUCUGGAUAUUUUAUUUUAUUUUUUUUUAUUUUAUUUUUUUACAGAACUCCGAUUGCAAAGAAAGUAAUUAAGCCCUUCUGUACAAAGCGAUAGUCACAAAUUUGCAUGAUUAAGAUGCUAAACAAAAGUCAGUUGUGGUUAACAUGGUAUGCUUUGUAAAAAAAUAUAUUCUUCAAAACAGGAUCACAAUGAAAAAGAAAAGGUUAAGGAAAAUGGUGAAGGAUGACGAAAUUAAUUUGGGUAUUGAGAUCAAGAUUCAACGUUCUAUGAUUUCAUUCUUGAAAUUUUUGGUUGUAAGUGGAAAAUAAACUAAGACAAAUACGUAAUACUACUGUAUUUUACUUGCGAACAUGUACUGCAAUAAUGACCAUCCAGUUUUUGUUGUCAAUUUUAAUUAAAUCUAAGACUUUACUUGCCGCUCAUAAGGUUGAUGCAGAGCAAAGUUUCUCUGGUUAGUUAGUUGGGAUUUCGGAAUGUCGUCGAUAAUGUUGGUCGGGAGCCAUUGAAUUAUAUAUUUCGGAACUGUAAUGAUCUAUUUGAUAAGCUUGAUGGCCUAUUUUUGGCCAAUCAAAUUUAUCAAUACCCGGGCAGUCAAUAACACGGACAGGUAAUGACGUAAGCUAUGACGUAAGCCAUUUUAAUCAAAUUACCAUUUCAUGGUCAUUAGGGUGAUUUAUUUUUAUGAUAUUGGUAUAUGAAUUCAGGGGUGGUGCCUGGGUAUUGUGAUGGGGGGGGGGCGACCUAAAACGUAGUUGUUUUUUUCUAAAUUGAACAACAGUUUAUAUGACCAAGAUUUCUCUUUUAUCACUUUUCUCCUCCAAUACUUGAGAAAUAAGGGGCAUCCCCCACAUACCACCGCCUAUAUGAAUAAACUUGUCAUCUAUUGUAGAUAAGGAAAUAUAUCAUGUCUCACAUCCCGCAUGAAAGAUGCAAUGUAUGAAGUUUACAAGAAGCUUCGGCUAUCAGGCAAUGAUUUCGACAAAUCAAACACCAAGCAAUACAAUAUAUAACAGCAAUCAUAACCUUGAAUUAGACCCCAUUUAUUCCUUAAUUUCUUUCUUUUGUAAAGCUGUAUCUCCCCAUCAGUCUUUAUGCUACAACCAAAAAUGUGGCCAAAUUGCGUUUGAAGUCAAAGUCUUGUAAGUACGCAUGUUAAUCGUAAAAACGUAGUAGUGUAUGACAUUUCACCUCUAUUUGACUAAAACAUGUGUAUACAAUGUAAAUAACAAUUAUACAUAGUUUAUAUACAUGUAUUAGUAUGAUGUGUAAUAUAUUUCACGUAUAUAUAUAUUAUCACACGUUCUCACAACCAUGAUGCUUAUCCUACACAUUAUUCACAGACUAUACUAAUUUUAUUCAAAACUUGUAUCUACUCAUGUAUGCGAUUUUUAAAUUUGUUUUCAUUAAAGAAAUGUCAAUGUUGGGUUAUCAUAAACAGGCUUUAAAAACAUAUUUUCUUUGACAAAAUAAGAGCAUUUCGUCCAUUGUUUUUCGUGAAAUUCAGAAUUUUUUGUUGUUGAAAAUUCAAUAUGUAUAUUUUGAAAAAAAAUUGUUUUCGAGUGAUCCAACGAAUCAAUUGGUAUGGAACGAUGAUACGUAAUUACUAUUCGUCGAUUGUGUGUUCAUUAAAAGGACACGAUACUUAUACUUGAAGAAAAAUGAAUGGAUGAGAAAUAGCCCACGUAUCGAUUCGAAAGUUAUCAAUAUCUAUAUCAUGCUUGACAUCUGUGAAUACAUUACUCGUUCAUUUUCAUCAUUUGUUACCGUUUACAUAAAAUAGAUAGA